AUGACGAAUGAGCAAAAGGUGUCGCGGUCCACCACUGGAGAGCACUUUUACGAGCUCAUCGACGCGGAGGUGUCCGAGCUGAGCGGCGGCAGCUUCGAGGCAUGCGCGCGCGAGAUGCUGGCGAUCUACCCGGGCGCGGGGGCGGGAUACGGUGUGGCGACGCCCGAGCUGAUGGCCUUUUGUGCAGAGACGGCGCGGCAGUCGGGCGUGCUGCUCGAUCACACCUACUCGGGCAAGGCGCUCUACUACUUUGCGCAGGCCGCGCGCGCGCAGCCCGAGCGCUUCCGCGGCAAGCACAUCCUCUUUUGGCACACGGGAGGCGCGCCGGCGCCCCAAAAGUGGAAGGUCCUUUUUUAA
Messenger RNA from Emiliania huxleyi CCMP1516, 357 nucleotides. RefSeq lists its product as hypothetical. The transcript has 3 exons. The record is from RefSeq and is a predicted model, not a curated record. Bases 1 to 357 code for a protein of 118 amino acids. Gene Ontology annotation, molecular function: D-cysteine desulfhydrase activity. Lineage: Eukaryota; Haptophyta; Isochrysidales; Noelaerhabdaceae.